This is a messenger RNA of Orussus abietinus, 398 nucleotides long. RefSeq lists its product as uncharacterized. The record is from RefSeq and is a predicted model, not a curated record. Bases 89 to 364 code for a protein of 91 amino acids. NCBI's taxonomy places the organism in Eukaryota, Metazoa, Arthropoda, Insecta, Hymenoptera, Orussidae. The transcript has 2 exons.
ACCCUAAAAAAUUCACAAGCUCGUUAAUUCAUAUAAAUCUUACGUUAAACCCAAGUUAAAAAAGAAGAAGAGACAAACCGCCCAAGAAAUGAAGCUGAGGAUGGCAAUGCUUGGACUUCUCAUUUUAAGCGUCGGCUUUGUCGAGUGCAAGAAGAAGUACACGAAGCAACUAGUUUUGCAGAGUAAAGAGACGAAUAUAGUGAAUUUCGUAAGACUGGUAGUGAUGAGGCUCGUCUUCGGGGUAGCUUCAUCAAUGGGACUCGGAGAAAACCUUUCCGGAGUUCUUGGAGGGAUUUUCGUUCCUCCAGGAGUCAACGAGUACGGGGAUUACGGUGAUGACGAUUACACCUCGGCUUUCUUCUGAAAAUAAUGACUACAAACGAUUAGAGGAAAUUAUC